This is a messenger RNA of Closterium sp. Naga37s-1, 534 nucleotides long. The record is from the annotation of a GenBank genome assembly. Lineage: Eukaryota; Viridiplantae; Streptophyta; Zygnematophyceae; Desmidiales; Closteriaceae.
AUGCUCUCGUUAUCUUCUAUCAGGAUUUCCCCCUUCCCUCUCUCCCCCUUUUUUCCUAACAAUGCCGUUCGCCUGUCAGAGCAACACCAGCUGAAGUCAUUCACCUCCUCCCGGGGAGCCCUCCCCUCCUUCCUUUCUCAUACCAUUCUUCCUCGGUUCUUCCCCUUCCACCCCCCUUCCCCCCCACCCCGCCUUCCCCCACCCCUCUCCCCCAUGCGCGCUCAGCCUACUCGUGUGUGCAGCGCAACUGCGGCGCCAAUGCGUAACCUGCGCUAUGACUUGCACUGUGACGUGCUCUAUGACUUGCACUGUAACCUGCGCUAUGACUUGCACUGUGACGUGCUCUAUGACUUGCACUGUGACGUGCUCUAUGACUUGCACUGUGACGUGCUCUAUGACUUGCAGUGUGACGUGCUCUAUGACUUGCACUGCACCCCUCUCCCCUUUGCGCCACCUCCACCCCCACCCAGUGACGUGCUCUAUGACUUGCACUGCGCCAUGCAAUCUGAGCUGUGGAGAGAACAAGCAUUGUAA